UCUAUGAUUAAGGUUCAAAAAUUGGCAUGAACGUGUAUAUAAGAAAUUGUGGACGUAUAUACAGUGAUUUGAAAAACAUAUUCGUAAUCAAAUAUUGAAACUGACGGUGUCGUAUACAGCUGAAUGGAGCUGCAGAUAAGGCUGAAGUGAAAGACAAGCGAUUCAAUUACUGGUAAAUAAAGUUUUGUAAAUAAUCAGUCAUCAGCAAAACGGCCAAAGUUAAUAUUCAAACAGUGAAUAAAUUUGCAUUUGUGAGUUGAGCUACCGAUCACCGUCCAAGGAUUACACAUGGACAUGCAGGUUGACUUGAACGUUUGGAUUGUUUAAACGCAAAAUCCACUUUAUGUAAAGUGCACGCCGACCAUAAGGAGUAGCAGGUAAUCUCAACAUGGCGGCGGACUUGACGAACGUGACGAGCGCGUUCAAGAACACCGGUGUUGGAACAGCUGACGUCAUCAUCAUCGUCAUUUACCUCGCGUUCUGCCUCGCUGUGGGAUUGUGGGCAACAUGGCGGACCCAGCGUUCCAGUGUGAAGGGAUACUUCCUCGCGGGAAGGGACAUGCUUUGGUUUGCAAUCGGGGCUUCUCUAUUCUCUAGUAACAUCGGAAGCGGAAGUUUUGUCGGUCUUGCCGGCACAGGAGCGGCUUCCGGUAUCGCCGUCGCCAGCUACGAACUUAAUGGCCUGUUUUGUCUGCUGCUUCUCGCAUGGCUGUUUGUGCCCGUGUACAUUGCUAGUGGGGUAUACACGCUACCAGAGUACCUAAAGAAGCGGUUUGGCGGCCAGCGUCUCCAGGUGUACAUGUCCGUACUCUCCCUCCUCAUCUACGUAUUCACGAAAAUCUCGGCGGACAUCUAUGCGGGCGGAAUCUUCAUCCAGCAGUCUGUUGGUUGGAACAUGUACGUUGGUAUUAUAGCGCUUCUCGCAAUCACCGCCAUUUACACAGUCUCAGGCGGGUUGAAGGCCGUGAUCUACACGGACACAUUGCAGACUGUCAUCAUGUGUGUCGGCGCCAUUAUCCUCAUGGCCAUCAGUUUCGCAAAGGUUGGCGGAAUGAAUCGGCUGUACAAGGAGUACCCCUUGUCUAUCCCGACCCCCCUGGUGAACGGGUCGGAUUGCGGCGUCCCAGCGGAUAAUGCGUUCCACCUGCUGCGGGACGCCUCCGCGGCCGACCUUCCCUGGCCAGGCAAUAUAUUCGGCAUAACCAUUCUCUCUACAUGGUACUUCUGCUCGGACCAGGUGUUGGUACAGCGAUCGCUGGCGGCUAAGAACAUGCACCAUGUGAAGGGCGGCUCGAUUCUGGCGGCGUACCUGAAGAUACUGCCCCUGUUCACCACCGUGUUCCCGGGCAUGAUAAGCAGAGUCCUCUUCACAGACCAGGUAGCGUGCGUGGACCCGGAUGUGUGCAACGCGGUGUGCGACAAUCCGGCCGGAUGUACCAACAUCGCCUACCCAAAACUGGUCGUGGAGCUCAUGCCUAAAGGUUUGAAGGGUCUGAUGUUGGCGGCGAUGAUGGCGGCGCUAAUGUCGUCCCUGACGUCCGUGUUCAACUCCUCAUCUACAAUCUUCACCAUGGACAUUUGGCACCGCAUUCGUCCGGGGGCCUCAGACGGGGAACUCCUGGUCGUGGGCAGGGUGUUUGUGUUGGUCCUGGUGGGUGUGAGUGUGGUGUGGAUCCCGGUGCUACAGGCGUCCCAGGGUGGCCAGCUCUUCAACUACAUCCAGUCCGUGACCGGCUACCUCGUGCCGCCCGUGCUCUCCCUCUACCUGCUCGCCAUUCUCUGGAAGCGGACCAACGAGAAGGGUGCCUUUUGGGGACUAAUGGUUGGAAUGGUAGUGGGCAUAAUUCGGAUGGGACUGGAUUUUGGAUACAGCAGUCCUGGAUGUGGGGAGAAGGACACACGGCCGGCUUUCAUCUCUCAGAUCCACUUCCUUCAUUUCACAAUCAUCCUCUUUUUCAUCAGCUUGGCCACAACGAUGAUUGUUUCACUUAUAAGUGAACCCAUCGAUGGAAAACAUUUGUUGCGGUUGACGUGGUGGACGCGGUAUAGCACAGCCGACCGAGAGCCGUUUCCGGAAGAGUUGGCGUUCUCGCAGAAGGCAGACCUGGCGCGUGCCCACCACCUCGAAGACCAGCAGCAACAUCCACAGGUGGAACUGCCUCGGUGGCGACGUAUCUUGUACGUAAUAUGUGGGUACGAGUCCCCGCACGCGCAGCAGACCGUAUCGGAGGAGGAGAAGCGCGAGCACCAGCGUCUGCUGACGUCAAUCGAGGAACACCCGACGUGGAAAUGGGUUGUCAACUCGAACGCCCUGCUCCUUAUGGUCAUUGGAAUGUUCCUUUGGGGAUUCUACUCGUAACGACUGUAUGACUUACACCUGUUAGCUGAACUGUUCUGAGAUGUGGAAUAUAUUAUAUAUCGGUAUAUGUAUAAAGAGUUUAGGGUA
Molecule: messenger RNA, 2446 nt
Organism: Mya arenaria
Lineage: Eukaryota; Metazoa; Mollusca; Bivalvia; Myida; Myidae
Product: sodium/glucose cotransporter 4-like
Exons: 16
Coding region: 389-2359 (656 amino acids)
Biological process (GO): transmembrane transport
Cellular component (GO): plasma membrane
Molecular function (GO): D-glucose:sodium symporter activity
Source: RefSeq, a predicted model, not a curated record